ACAGAGAAGCACCAGCUUUUUUUUCUUUAAAUUUCUCUCUCUCUCUCUCUCUCUCUCUCUCUCUCUCGUUGGGAGUUUUUGAAGGUUAGAAGACUGAAUUAUUCCUUAUUUUUGGGGGAAAAUCCAUAGUCUUUAGUUGAUAUUGAAGAGGGUAAGUGAUUAAGAGAGAGAUUGUGGGGGUAACGGUUUGAGGGUAGUGCUUGAGAUUUAAAGGGGAAAGUUUUCUGCUUUUUUCUGGGUUUUGGCACCGAUUCUGUAGGUGGGCUGGUGUGAAGUUUGCUCAUUUGGGAGUUGAUCCGGUUUUGAGCAGGGAAAUCUGCAGAAGGGUGCUGAAAUUUUUUGUGGGGUCUGUGUUUGUAGAGCAGAAGGAUGUGGUGGAUGAUGAGUGAAGGUGGAGGGCAUUACUGUUCUAAGAAGACUGAUCAUAUUUGUGGUGAUGUAUGUGGGCAGGAAUCAAGCCAAGCUUUGAGCUUGUCAAGAAUCCGCUGCAUACUUCGUGGGAUAGAUUUCAAGACAUUUCUGUUUCUGUUUACGGUUGUUCCAACUUGUGUAUUUGUCAUAUAUGUCCAUGGGCAGAAGAUCUCGUACUUCCUACGACCCCUGUGGGAAUCACCUCCGAAACCUUUCCAUGAUAUCCCACACUAUUAUCAUGAGAAUGUCUCCAUGGAAAACCUAUGCAAACUCCAUGGUUGGGGGAUUCGUGAAUACCCAAGACGUGUUUAUGAUGCAGUGCUGUUCAGUAAUGAGCUGGAUAUUCUUACAAUAAGGUGGCAAGAGCUGCACCCUUAUAUCACCCAAUUUGUUCUCCUUGAGUCCAAUUCAACAUUUACUGGACUCCCAAAGCCUUUGGUUUUUACCUCGCAUAGGGAUCAGUUCAAGUUUGUUGAGUCCAGGUUGACUUAUGGGAAUAUUGGAGGACGAUUUAAAAAAGGGGAAAACCCUUUUAUUGAGGAGGCUAUCCAGCGAGUGGCACUAGACCAGCUUCUCAAAAUAGCAGGAAUUUCUGAUGAUGACUUGUUGAUAAUGUCAGAUGUUGAUGAGAUUCCUAGCAGGCAUACUAUCAAUCUCUUGAGAUGGUGUGAUGACAUACCUCAGAUUCUUCAUCUGCAGUUAAAGAACUACCUUUACUCCUUUGAGUUUCUGGUCGAUAAUAACAGUUGGAGAGCAUCAGUGCACAGGUAUCAGACAGGUAAAACUAGGUAUGCUCAUUAUCGCCAGACGGAUGACAUCUUGGCAGAUGCAGGCUGGCACUGCAGCUUCUGCUUCCGUCGCAUCAGUGAGUUCAUAUUUAAGAUGAAAGCUUACAGCCAUUUUGAUAGAGUGAGGUUCUCACAUUACUUGAAUCCCAGAAGAGUUCAGGAAGUAAUUUGCAAGGGGGCUGACUUAUUUGACAUGCUUCCAGAGGAGUACACAUUCAAGGAAAUCAUUGGGAAAAUGGGACCUGUACCUCAUUCCUACUCUGCUGUUCAUCUUCCAUCCUAUCUUCUGGAGAAUGCAGACAAAUAUAAAUUCCUCUUGCCUGGAAAAUGCAUAAGAGAAAGUGGGUGAUUCUCAAUAACUCUAGAUGUCUAUUUCUGUAAAGGCCUGAGGUGACUCCUCAUGAAGGGUUUAACAGAGCAAUGGAUGCAGCAAUGGCAUUCGUCCAGCUAUGUCUGUUACCAUGACAUUCUCACAGUUGGGAAGUUGGACAAAUGCUUGGAAUGAAUAUCUAGAUUGAAAUCUUUGUCUAUAACUUUUCUUUGAUUUUUGAGGUUUCACUUGAUGGAGGAUGUUCCUUUCUCUGAGGUGGGAUCAUGCUAUAACAGGGGGUUGUUGUAGAAUUUUUAUGUUACUCAGAUUGGUAUGACAUGCGUCCCUAAUACAUUAGUUUGAGGUUCGUCGGAUUCCCUAUGUUGGGAGGUUUUGUCUUGAGACAAUUUAUUCAUUCCUGUUUUCAUUGUAUUACUUGUAUUUUGUACCAUUUGAUUGCUUUUAGAUCAUUUACCCCAAUUAUUUCUUCCCAAUUCAGUUGGAUUAUAGCUUUCAAUGAUGGAUUUAGUUGAAAUUUUUU
Messenger RNA from Rubroshorea leprosula, 2050 nucleotides. The record is from the annotation of a GenBank genome assembly. NCBI's taxonomy places the organism in Eukaryota, Viridiplantae, Streptophyta, Magnoliopsida, Malvales, Dipterocarpaceae.